Paramuricea clavata is the source of this 348-nucleotide messenger RNA. Lineage: Eukaryota; Metazoa; Cnidaria; Anthozoa; Malacalcyonacea; Plexauridae. The record is from the annotation of a GenBank genome assembly.
AUGGCGUCCAACGAUCCGCAAAAAAGGGCGAAUUUUCUACGGUUUUCUACUCUUUUGGUGGACAAGGGAACUGAAGCCUUAAGAAUGUGUUUUGAUGCCAUACUUCCUCCAGCCAACCUGCGUGCAGUUCUUAAUGCCAAUAAAGAAUUACUUCAAGCGUCGAGUCUUACUCGGCAAAUGGAUUUACUGUUUCCUCCGUCUGGCAACCGAACAGACUCGAAAACGUUUGAUAUCAAAUUACUUAGCUUUCUUUUACGGAACAUUUGUGCAUCUUUAUCCCCUCCAGCGUUAGGAUGGGAUACGGAGCCUCUGGCUACAGAUUGUAUAGUAAAGAAGCAGAUAUCGUAA